This is a messenger RNA of Anopheles marshallii, 1456 nucleotides long. RefSeq names its product protein phosphatase PP2A 55 kDa regulatory subunit (gene tws). Gene Ontology annotation, biological process: peptidyl-serine dephosphorylation. Bases 69 to 1406 code for a protein of 445 amino acids. The record is from RefSeq and is a predicted model, not a curated record. Gene Ontology annotation, cellular component: cytosol; protein phosphatase type 2A complex. The transcript has 4 exons. Lineage: Eukaryota; Metazoa; Arthropoda; Insecta; Diptera; Culicidae. Gene Ontology annotation, molecular function: protein binding; protein phosphatase regulator activity.
AAACGCAGUGAAAACAGUUCGUUCUUGUAUGAAGUCUCUCUCCGGUAGAGGUUGCGACUGGAUUUGACAUGGCCGGUAAUGGCGAAACAUCGUGGUGCUUUUCACAGAUAAAGGGUGCCCUGGAUGAUGAUGUUACCGAAGCCGACAUCAUUUCCUGCGUCGAGUUUAAUCAUGAUGGUGAACUUUUGGCCACCGGUGACAAAGGCGGAAGGGUUGUUAUAUUUCAGAGGGACCCGUCUUCGAAGGCAUCCACACCGCGGCGCGGUGAAUACAACGUGUAUUCCACCUUUCAAUCGCACGAGCCAGAGUUCGAUUACUUAAAGUCGCUCGAGAUCGAGGAGAAGAUCAAUAAAAUAAGAUGGCUGAAACGAAAGAAUCAGUCACAUUUUCUGCUUUCGACCAACGACAAAACGAUCAAGUUGUGGAAGGUGUCCGAGCGCGAUAAGCGUGUGGAGGGCUACAACACGCGGGAGGACAAUGGUAGCAUUCGCGAUCCUUCCUCGAUCAAUACGCUGCGGGUUCCAUCGAUCAAACCGAUGGAUCUGAUGGUGGAAGCGUCGCCGCGUCGUAUUUUUGCGAACGCGCAUACCUACCACAUAAACUCGAUCUCGGUGAACUCAGAUCAGGAAACAUACCUAUCGGCAGAUGAUCUGCGGAUUAACCUGUGGCAUCUAGAAAUUACCGACCAGAGUUUCAACAUUGUUGACAUUAAGCCGGCUAAUAUGGAGGAACUGACAGAAGUGAUCACCGCGGCCGAGUUCCAUCCGACAGAAUGCAACGUGUUCGUUUACUCGAGCAGCAAGGGUACAAUUAGGUUAUGUGAUAUGCGCUCUUCGGCGUUAUGCGACCGGCAUGCAAAGCUGUUCGAGGAGCCGGAAGAUGUGGAUAUAACAAAUAAAAGUUUUUUCCGCGAAAUCAUCAGUUCGAUUAGCGAUGUAAAGUUGAGCAAUUCCGGGCGCUACAUGAUAUCGCGGGACUAUCUGAGUAUUAAGGUGUGGGAUUUGCACAUGGAAACGAGACCUAUUGAAACGUAUCCGGUUCAUGAAUACCUCCGUACGAAGCUGUGCUCACUGUACGAGAACGAUUGUAUCUUCGACAAGUUCGAAUGUUGCUGGAACGGAAACGAUUCUGCAAUUAUGACCGGCAGUUACAACAACUUCUUCCGCAUUUUUGACCGAAACACGAGUAAGGACGUAACGUUGGAAGCGUCCCGCGACAUUAUCAAACCGAAGACAGUGUUGAAACCGCGCAAAGUCUGCACCGGUGGCAAGCGGAAAAAGGACGAAAUCAGCGUUGAUUGUUUGGCCUUCAACAAGCGGAUUCUCCACACUGCUUGGCAUCCGCUCGAAAACAUCAUCGCCGUGGCCGCAACCAAUAAUUUAUUCAUAUUUCAGGAUAAGUUUUAGCCAAUAGUAAUAGUAGUAGUGAGGAUAAUUAAAUAUUAUUCUAAUUGUAA